AUGUCAACCUCGCUGCCACAGCUCCGGAUCUGGGAUCAUAUCCCCAACCCUUUCAACUCGUCACCCUCCUCGCCUUUCUCCGAUGCAGAAGACGACGGCCAGGACAGUAUCUCCAAGAUUAAACUCCUGGACCUGAACGAUGGGUCGAUGCACCACCCAUUCGAGGGCGAUAUCAUGGCUGCAACAAGGGAGGAGGAAUCUCUUUUCGCAAGCAGGAUGGCAAACGAGACGGCGAGGAGCGAUGACGCCCCAAUGGGCGUGUUGGAUUGGCUCGAUAUUGAGGCGGGGGAGGAAGCACAGGAUGAGGUUGUCACGGGGGGGUGGUCUUGGGCGAUGCCGAGACCGAUGCGGCCAACCGCCUCCAGGUUCUUCGUGCAGCUGCCCUACCAUUUGAGGUUACGCCACACCAAGGAUUUCGAUCAUACAAUGGCUGUCCCCCCACCCCGCCAAGUGGCCAUCGUGCCAGGCCGGAACGUCUGGCUGCCACUCGUUGACUCUUCCUCUGGGUGA
This is a messenger RNA of Cryptococcus wingfieldii CBS 7118, 510 nucleotides long. RefSeq lists its product as hypothetical. The transcript is spliced from 2 exons. The record is from RefSeq and is a predicted model, not a curated record. Bases 1 to 510 code for a protein of 169 amino acids. Lineage: Eukaryota; Fungi; Basidiomycota; Tremellomycetes; Tremellales; Cryptococcaceae.